Molecule: messenger RNA, 3158 nt
Organism: Cicer arietinum (chickpea)
Lineage: Eukaryota; Viridiplantae; Streptophyta; Magnoliopsida; Fabales; Fabaceae
Source: RefSeq, a predicted model, not a curated record
UUUGAACUUGAUCUUUUAUUUUGUGUUUUUUUGUUUGUAGCAAGUGUUUCUUCUUGUAUGGAUAUAAUAGAAAAGAAGUUUAAUAAAAAACAAUGAUGGGUUUGGGUGUUUUUAUUUUGAGUGAAAACAGUAUUUUGAUUAACAAGUUUUAAGAAAAUGUUUUAGUUUUUUUUUUUUUUAGUAAAGUUGUGAACUUGAUCUUUUUUCUUGUAGCGAGUGUUUGUUCUUGUUUGGCUAUAAUGGAGAAGAAGAUUAAUAAAAAACAAUGAUGGGUUUGAAUUUCAAAAAAUGGGGAUUUUGAGUUUUUGUUUGUGGUGAAGUUGGUUUUUUUAGGCUUUGUUAUUUUUUUUUUUGUUUGGUAGAAAGUGUUUAGGAAAUGAGUGAUGCUAGUGAAAAAGGUUCUUUGACAAUAACAGAAAAGAAGAAUAGUAAUAAUCAAAAGCAAGGUGGUUGUGUUGGAAUUUUUUUCCAGCUAUUUGAUUGGAAUAGAAGAGUCACAAAGAAGAGAUUUUUCUCCAACAAACUUCUUCCUCCUGCUUGUGCAAAACAAGAUUCUUUGAAGAAGUUUAAAGGAGAUGAGAAAAUGCCUAAUUCCAAGUUCCAUUUGAUUGCUAAUAGGAACAAUGGAGGUUUCACAAAUGCUAAAAAAGUAGAACAGAAGCAUGAAAUGAGAGUUCCAAGUCUUGUAGCUAGGUUAAUGGGUCUAGAAUCAAUUCCAUCUUCAAAGAGAGAUAAUAAGUCCAAGAAAUCUUCUUCCUUUUCUGAUAGUGAUAGUGAUGAGUCUUUGGAUGAAAAGCAAGACGUUGAUUUUGAAAUCAAAGUUGCAAAUGCAAGGCAUGAUUCAAGACCUCAGAAGCAUCGAAAAACCGAGGCGAAUGAGAGAAGGUCUGUCACUAGGUUUGGUGCUGAGGCACUGCAAAUUAAGAGUGUUCUGUCACAAGUUAGAAGGUAUAAUCAUCAUCAUCAUCAUCACCAUCAUUCUAAACUUGUUUCUCCUUUGAAGAGUCCGAGAGUUUCUUCUGGAACGAGUGCGUCUCGAAGCUCGAGGUUGAUAGAAGCAGCUACUAAGAUCUUGGAACCUGGUUUGCAGGCCAAAUGUAGAUCUAAAUAUUCUCUUACAUCUUCCAUUUCAAAGUAUCCUCUCAAUAAUGGCAUUAUGACAGAAAUGGCAGGGCAUACUUGCAAAAAUUGUGGCAAUUCGGUCGAUUCUGUUGGCUGCAAGCAAGAGAUUGAGAUCAGCACACCUAUUGUUUCAGAUGUUUUCACCAAGUUUUCUUCGAUAUCAGCGCAAAAGGGAAUGCCAUUCGUAUCCUCUCAUGAAAAUGAUGUAGUUUUUCUGAGAAGCCAAGAGAAGAUCAUAACUCUUGUUGACGAAAAUGUUAAAAAGAAUGCUUAUUCUUGUAAUAAAUCCACUUCCAGAAGAAUGCAUGUGCAUGCAAAAUGUGAUGAUGACAAUUCUUCUUUUGCCUUCAAAAGCAAAACUCGAACACAAGAACGUGUGUUAAGCAGUGAAAGAAUGUCACAUGAAUGUAGAACAAGUAAUAUACAAGAGAAGAGAGUAUCAUCAGUUGGAACUGCAAGCCCUGCAAGUGGAAAUAAAGAAUUUGUUGCUUCAAAUAGAAGCUUAACCGGUCGAACAAGGAUAAGGUCUCCUACGAAGGAAAAUAGUUGCAAAAUUGAUCUUGAAAGGAAAUCUUCAAAUAGACAAGGUAAUUUGAUGGCUCACUUAAGCGCCAUAGAGAGGAAAAGAAGGAUUCCAAAUGUCUCACAAGUUGGAGAUACAGAUAAUGUCAAUUUUGUUACAUUGAAACAUAGAAAUGUUAGUUCUAAUGCACAACGAGGAAAAAGAAGGAACUUUGAUGCUCUCUCUCCAAGCAAUUGUAAUGUCAAAUGUAAAAGAGGUGGUUAUAUAAAAACAGAUAAGAUUAGUGACAAUAAUAGGAUCAAUAAUGCAAUUGAAAAGGAAGAGACAAGAAGUGAUAAUGAGAUUAAGACUUGUUACCAAAGGCACUCACCUUUGAGAGGAGAUGCUAUAGGUGCUUUUCUAGAACAGAAGUUGAAAGAAUUAAUAACUAGAGAAAAUGAGGAGUUGGCUACUAGUGAUCAACCUAAAAGAUCAUCUGCUUUGAUUCUUCACGAGUUGAUAGCUGUUCUGAGUGCCAAACAUCUUAUAUGUUCUGAUGAUCAUAUGUUAGAUGACAAAGAUCAUAAGCACGAGACAAAUCAUGUUCGAUUGUUACGAACGUCUUGCAAUGGUAAUCAUCUCAGUCCUGGAUCAGUCCUAGAAGCUUCCUUUUCUUCCAGUAGUCUUGAUGAAAGCUCAGGACACGGUUUUCACCUUGACUCUAUAAAUCGUUUGUACGAUCAACCUCAACGGUUGGAACGUGAUACCAAACUUUUCGAUUCCUCAAUAUCAUUUAACAUAGGGAAGAUAGGAUGUAAGAUACUGGCUGAACUUGUUAACCAAAUUCACAAGAUACUGCAAAGUUUAGAUUCUUUUUGGACAAGAUUGACAGUAAGCAAGCUAAACCAUAUGAAAGAAGUUAUCUUCAACACCGAAUUGGUUCUUGGAAAUGUAGAAAGGCACAAUGAGGGUGGAGUGCUUCCACAACUUCUCGUAUAUCGCAUCCUUGAUGAACUAGACAACAUGGUAAAUGAUGCUACGCAGAGAAAUUUCAAUUUCAACGGCUUUAUGAGUUACGAGGAAUCGGAAAAUAGAAGCCAACUUAGAGGAUUUAUGUUUGAUUGUGUAAUUGAAUUUCUAGAAUCAAAUUGCUGCCAACAUUAUUACAAUGUAUUUAAGUUAUGGUCUGCAUGGACAAAGGUUCCUUUAUGCAUGAAAGCUGAUAUUUUGAUUCAUGAGGUUAAGAGUGAGAUUAAGAAAUUGGAAUGUAAUGUUGGAAUGGUACCUGAUCAAAUUAUAGAAUGGGAGAUAAAUCAUUCAGUAGGGAAAUGGAGUGAUUUCAAUGUUGAAGCUUUUGAGGUUGGUGUUGAUAUUGAUGGCGAUGUAAUUCAAAUUUUGGUUGAUGAAAUUGUUGAAGAUCUUGUAGAUUUCAGGCAUGUUAUUAUUUGAAGUUAUAAGAUAUUAAAACUUUUCUAAGAUGUUUACUGCAAUAUAUCACCAGUAAUUUGACUGGUCUUUUUUUGUUCUGAUCCAA